AUGCAGCUCUACAAACAGCUUGAAAAGUCCAUACACACUACCAUCGCCAUAGGAUCCUCUCCUACUGAAACAGACGUAGACGAGGCAGUGGAGAAACUCCUGGCAAUCGACAGGGCUUACCCUCUCCCUCUCUUACCAUUGCAAGAUAAGUUUCCGAAAAAGGUAGAGCCUGCUGUGUGGUGGCCAAAGCUCAAACCUAGGAAGCGGGUGAUGACGAAGAAGAAGAACAAUGGAUGGAGCCAGGAGCUAGAAGCGGAGAUGAGGGGAGUUGUUCGGCUACUGAAGACGAAAGAUCAGAAUGAGUACAGACAUGUCGGAGAGAUCGCGGUGAAGAUUAACACGAUGCUGGCCAUAUCGGGUCCUGUGCUCGCUGGACUCGCUGCGGUCAGAGCGAGUGCUUCUUCCUUUUCCUCAGUUGGGGGGUGGCCAGCGAUGCUGGCGGUGGUAGGAGGAGCGAUGGUGACGUUCGUGAAUACCCUAGAGCACGGAGGGCAGUUGGGGAUGGUGUUCGAGUUGUUUAGAAACUAUUACGGAUAUUACAAGGAGAUGGAGGAGGAGAUUGAGAAGAACUUGGGGGAGAGGGAAGUGGAUAAGAGAGAGGAUGGGGAGGUGUUCAGGAUGAAGAUUGCUCUGAAACUUGGGAGGAGUCUCUCUGAGCUCAAGUCCCUGGCUUCUUAUGUUUCUCCUUCUUCACGUACAGGCGAAGACAUCCAGGAGUUUGUGACAAAUGAAAAAUUAUAA
Molecule: messenger RNA, 741 nt
Organism: Asparagus officinalis (garden asparagus)
Lineage: Eukaryota; Viridiplantae; Streptophyta; Magnoliopsida; Asparagales; Asparagaceae
Product: probable F-box protein At4g22030
Exons: 1
Coding region: 1-741 (246 amino acids)
Source: RefSeq, a predicted model, not a curated record